AACAGAAAUCAACACGUGAGCGCUAAUAUUUGUACUCAACUACACCGGUGUAGGCGAAUUGCAUCCUCGCGCUCUACAGUUGUAGUCAGUAGUCUCUACAACUUAGCUGAGUCGUGCUUCAAGUUUUUUAUUAAAAGCAAGUUAACUCAGGGUAGUGGACAUAGUUUAAUUAAUUUACCAAAGUCAUUUGUAAAUGACAUAAAAUUUAUUCAACCUCAGUCUCUUAUCAAUAAUUCUGCAAUUCAACAUCCACGUUUCAACUCGACACUUAUUUCGUCGAUGCAUUUUCCCAUAAAAACUAAUAGUAGUUGGUCUAAAUCGACGACUACUUUUCCCAUUUUUAAUUCUGUAAAUACAAAUCUAAAAUUGCAGACACCAGCCCGAGGUAUUAUUAGAUACAAUAGAAGUCGUGGAAAACGCGGAAUAGUGAGAACAGUGGGUAUAUGGAUUAGAACCAGAUCUGCAAGGCAUAGAAAAAUAUGGACAAAGAAGCAGGCGAGAAUCAAACGUUUACGUCGGCAUGUAUUUACUAAUGCUUCUCAGUCAUGGAUGCUGGAUAAAAUGGUAUCACCAUAUUUUAGAAAACCAAAGUUUUGGGUAGAUGAUCCUUACAAUCCUUACCAUUCACGAGAAAAUUUUUGGACAACUAGAACAAAACCACUGCCU
Molecule: messenger RNA, 666 nt
Organism: Cotesia congregata
Lineage: Eukaryota; Metazoa; Arthropoda; Insecta; Hymenoptera; Braconidae
Source: the annotation of a GenBank genome assembly